Molecule: messenger RNA, 1067 nt
Organism: Bemisia tabaci
Lineage: Eukaryota; Metazoa; Arthropoda; Insecta; Hemiptera; Aleyrodidae
Source: RefSeq, a predicted model, not a curated record
GCUCCAUCUGACUGUCUGAUCCUAGACUGUGAUACAUUGAAAAAUUUGGAAGAUAACAGAAAUGACAACGUAUUCAACAUCUGUAAUCCAUCAAAUCGACGUUCUACCCCAGAACUUCUACGGAAAAGUUUUGAGCUCGAUGUAUCUUUUCUAAAAAUAAGAAUUUUCACAUUGCGUAGCAUUAUAGCUGCUGUAGAAGUGAGCAAACGAAGUAUGACCGCUAUGGAAACCCUAAAUAUUGCUAAAAAAUCCCUUGAAACUCUGAUCAAUGAGCUAAAAGAAACAAAAUCAUCACAGCUACCUAAGAAUGUACUGAGCGGUGUCUCCAAACCUCGGUUAUUUUUGUAUGUUGAAUCACCAUAUUAUUUUCCAUACAUAUGCAAACUCCUCAUUAUUACUCAGAAAUUGGGGGAGUUGGAUUUUGAAGCUGCUGCAGACCAAGCGGAAGAAGCCAAUUCAAUCCUAAAUCAAAGUGUAGAUACUUUUGCUAGAAUUUUGUCAGACAGCCUAGAUUCAAGAUUACAGGAAAGAGAAAAUUUAACUGUUCUCAUAGAGAUGUUUUGUUUAUCAGCUGUAUUCUGUGGAAUUUUUAGCUCUCUAGCAAAAACAGACAAAAUAUUUGGGCUGAAACAGUCUAAAAAGAAAGCUAAAAAAGAGACUGCUACAAGUAUUGAACAACGGAAUAAUCCGAGCAAUCGAAAAGUAAGCUGUGAUACCAUAUACAUAACCAAUGUUCUAAAAGCCGGGAAAGAGUUAGAAGCAACUCUAUCAACAGCAGCAGAAUCUUGGGUCCAAAGUCCAAAUAUUGAUUUCUCCAUGUUUCUCAUCUCACCCGUUGACAAUACUUCGCAUGAAGAAGAUUUUCAAGAAGCAAUUAGUUCAUUUCUUAUCAGUUUAAAAAGUAGCUAUGGAAGUUCAAUCACAGAAUCUUCUAAUCUUCUGACACAGAAAUUGAAAUUUAUCCAAGAAUUAAACGUCAAAUGAAGCAUGUUGCCUUUAAAGGUUAGGUUAGUUGUGAAUCUUUCCCUCCCUCUAAAUAAAGAUGACAGUUAAAGUUUGCAAAUAGA